Messenger RNA from Leptopilina boulardi, 10226 nucleotides. It is a transcript of the gene Eph, whose product is annotated as ephrin type-B receptor 1. Gene Ontology annotation, cellular component: neuron projection; plasma membrane. Gene Ontology annotation, molecular function: transmembrane-ephrin receptor activity; ATP binding; protein binding. Gene Ontology annotation, biological process: axon guidance; cell surface receptor protein tyrosine kinase signaling pathway; protein phosphorylation. The record is from RefSeq and is a predicted model, not a curated record. The transcript has 14 exons. NCBI's taxonomy places the organism in Eukaryota, Metazoa, Arthropoda, Insecta, Hymenoptera, Figitidae. The coding region runs from base 1511 to 4669 and encodes 1052 amino acids.
UCAGUUCAUGUCCUCACUUCACGAAGGACAGUUCUAUCCUCAAUUUUUCUUCAAAAAAAAAAAACAACAAAAAAUUCCCCAUACAAAACGCGCGUUUCUUGUGUAAAUUGUGAGGUGGUGUGUGUAUUCCAAACAAAACAAAAAAAGGAGUGAAAAAACCAAAAAAAAAUUCUCCCCCUUUUUCUGAAACGUUUAGCAAAAAAUAAAUUUAAAAAACCAGAAAAUUAAUAAUCUCACCCAAUUUAAUUCCCUAUUUGUAAAUUUCGAAAAAAGGUACAAAAAAAAAAUUGUUCAGUGGCUUUUGGUGGAAAAAAAAAUUUACUAUUUAAUUAAUUUUACGAAUUUGAAUUAGGGGGUUUAAAAAUUGUUUUUUUUUUGGGAGUAAAAGAAAACGAUUUGGAAAAAAAGGGUUUUUUUUUUUUUUUGGGUAUUUUGAAAAGUGUUUCUGGUGGUGAAUUUCUAAGUGUAUAUCAAGUUUUUUUUCAAUAUAUAUAUGUAAAAGUAUGUAUAUAUAAAUGUGUCUAUCAUCAGUGUAUGUGUAUGCACCUUUUGGUUGCAUCGUUGUUUAUAGCGUUGGGGGUUUUGCGCCUCUCUUCGUCCCGUCACUGGCAUUGAAGAAGAGUGAGAGAGAGAAAAAGAGAGAAAGAUAGAUAUAUAGAAAGCAAGUGAGAGUGAGUGAGACAAAGAAGAGAAGAGAAGAAGAAGAAGCAAAAGCGAGAGGGAGUUGGUGAGUGUGCAUGCGGGGCUAAAAUGGCGCUCGCAGUCGUCCAAGCACCUCUAUCGACCGUGACAAAUAAUUUAGCACUUGCUCUCACAUAAACGAGCCACAAAAAAAAAAGAAAAAAAUUCCCACCCCCCCUCAAAUCCCUUUCGAAAGUGAAUUUCUCAUUAAAAUCAGUGAAUAAAUGAAGAAAAAUUCAUCAUUUCUGUGAAUAUUUUUUGAUCUUCAAAAUAAAUUUUUUUGUUUUGUUUCAGUAAAAGUGCAUUGGAUUUCAGUGUUUUCAGUGUUUAAAAAAAAUUGUUUUCAUUUUUGUGAGGAUAUAGAAAAAAAAGGUGUGGAAAGUUCAAUUGGAUUUUUUGGAGUAGUGACAGGAAUUUCCUUUUUUUCUGUGGAAGGGAGUAAAUAAAAAAAGGAUUACUGUGAAGAAUUGGUAAACAAAAAUUAGUGUUAGUGAAAAUAGUGAUAAGUGUUUUUUUUAUUUGUGAAUAAAAAUUAAAAAAAAAAGAUGAGGCAUCCUCAUUGAAUGAGUGUCCUUCAAAAAAAUAGUUGAAAGGGUGGUAGAUGCGUGCACGCGUCAAGAGGACGUCGUUGUUGUGGUCCAUAACGGAGGGAAGUGAAUUUGAUCUCAAAACCGGGGGGGUUUGCCUAGAUUAUAGGGAUGAGAUGAGGAGAAAAGAGUGAGUGAGCGAGAGGGGGGUGAGCCUCGAGGCGAUCGAGAGGAGGAGGAGGAACCCCGGCCUAAGUUGCCGGGUAAGGCUGUGCAGUUUUUGAAGAAUAGCACCCAUCAAUAUGGCGGGUGCAGGCCUCUUCUUCAGCAGCAGCAGCACCUGUGUCGCCGCCCAUCUUCUAUUAUUAUUGCUUCUUCUAUUUUCCCCACGAGCGACACGUGCAGAACAAGUCGUUCUCUUGGACACAACGACGGAGGAGAGCUUGGAAUGGACACGUUACCCCUAUGGACCACAAGCGAGCACACCCGGCUGGGUUGAGGAGUCGUUCACCAACUUCGACAAGGGAAUCAACUGGAGGAGUUAUGUGGUCUGCGAUGUUGCUUACAAUAAUGUCAACAAUUGGCUAUGGACGCCAUUUAUCGAAAGGGGACCAGCCAAUAGAAUGUACAUCGAAAUAAAAUUCACAACAAGAGACUGUUCAUUAUUCCCUGGUAAUGCGCUUAGUUGUAAGGAAACAUUUAGUCUUCUUUAUUAUGAAUUUGAUGCGGCAACUAAGGAGCCACCGCCAUGGGAACCUGAUAGUUAUAAACUAAUUGGUCGUAUUGCCGCUGGCGAGGGUCGUUUCAAUACAAAUACAGAAGUAAUAAUCAACACCGAAGUAAAAUCAAUUCCAGUGACAAAAAAGGGUGUUUAUUUUGCAUUUCGCGAUCAAGGUGCAUGUAUCUCGAUUCUAGCCAUUAAAGUCUACUAUAUAAGUUGUCCCGAGGUAUCAGUGAAUUUCGCCCAUUUUCCAAAAACACCAACUGGCCGUGAAGUUGCACUCAUUGAACAGGCAAAAGGCACAUGCGUGGCUCACGCUGUUAAAAUUGAACAACCAACUUUUCUUUGUAAAGGCGAUGGUAAAUGGUAUUUACCAGCUGGUGGUUGUCAUUGUAAACCAGGAUUUCAAGCUGACGCCGAAAAACAACAAUGCAAUCAAUGUCCAAUUGGACGUUUUAAACAUGAAUCAGGCUCAAAUCAAUGUGAAUCAUGUCCAGCUCAUAGUAAAGCGCCCGAUUAUGGUUUCACUGAAUGUCGCUGUGAUGCGGGCUAUUUUCGUGCUCCUGAUGAUCCUAAGAAAAUGCCAUGCACACAACCACCAUCGGCACCACAAAAUCUCACUGUAAAUUUUGUCGAUCAAUCAACAGUAAUAUUAUCAUGGAAUUCACCUCAUUUAUUGGGUGGACGAAUUGAUACAACAUAUCGUGUUGUUUGUGAUUCAUGUAGUUCAGGCGUUAAAUAUAUACCAACAAAUACAGAAUUAUUUAACGAGACAAAAAUUACAAUUACCGAUUUAAAUGCAGUGACGACAUAUCGUUUUCAAGUAUUUGCAGAAAAUGGCGUAUCACAAAUGGUGGGAAAAAGUGAAUACGUUGAUAUUACAGUGACAACGGAGGCGAGUGUUCCAAAUCUUGUCAGUAAUGUGAGAAUUACAAGUGUCAAGAGUAUGGAACUUAGUAUUAGUUGGGAUGCGCCUGUUGCUGAUAUUGCUGGCGAUAGUGAUUUGGUCGAACGUUACGAAGAGCCUCUCUUUUUAGUGAGAUGCUAUCCGCACACGAAUGACGCGUCAAAUGCAACUGUCAUUGAAACUUCGGAUCUCUCAGCAACUAUCAAGGGUCUCAAGCCAGGAACAGAAUAUGCUCUUCAAGUUAGAGCUAAAACUACAAGAGGUUGGGGCGAGUACACGCGGGUGAUUUACAAAAAAACACCCCAUGCAAUGGGACUCGAUUAUGUUGGAGACGAAGACAAUAUGCAAGUGCGAAUAAUUGCCGGAGCAAUUGUUGCUGUCGUCGUUCUACUUGUCAUUAUUAUUAUAAUGACUGUUCUGUUCCUCAGAAGCAGGGCCUCUGACGAAUGCAACAAGAAGCAGCCAAGUGACUGUGACACAUUGGAAUACAGAAAUGGCGAAGGACUAGUUGUGACCUACAUGCACUGCAAAACGGACAGUUCACCGAUUGUAACAACCCACACAAAUAAGACAAAAUCGUCGUUGACGACUCCUCUCUUCACACCUGCAGUGGGAGUUGCUGGCGCGGGUGCUGGUGGUACAGGGGGCGCAAGCUCCCGAAGUUACGUUGAUCCCCACACUUACGAGGAUCCAAAUCAAGCAGUUCGAGAAUUCGCACGAGAAAUUGACGCUGGAUAUAUUACGAUAGAAGCAAUUAUAGGUGGAGGUGAAUUUGGCGAUGUUUGCCGUGGUAAAUUGAAAUUACCACCUGAUGGUCGAUCGGAAAUCGACGUCGCAAUAAAGACUUUGAAGCCGGGCUCAGCCGAUAAGGCGCGUAACGACUUCCUGACUGAAGCAUCGAUAAUGGGUCAAUUUGAGCAUCCAAAUGUGAUAUUUCUUCAGGGUGUGGUGACCAAAAGUAAUCCAGUAAUGAUUAUCACUGAAUUUAUGGAGAAUGGUAGUCUCGAUACAUUUUUACGUGCAAACGAUGGUAAAUUUCAAGUAUUACAACUUGUUGGUAUGUUACGCGGUAUUGCCAGCGGUAUGCAAUAUUUAGCGGAAAUGAAUUAUGUACAUCGCGAUUUGGCCGCAAGAAAUGUACUCGUUAAUGCUGCACUUGUUUGUAAAAUUGCCGAUUUUGGUUUGAGUCGCGAGAUCGAGAGCGCGACCGAAGGAGCGUACACGACAAGGGGUGGCAAAAUCCCAGUACGAUGGACAGCACCGGAAGCAAUAGCGUUCCGUAAAUUUACGAGUGCAUCCGAUGUUUGGAGUAUGGGUAUCGUUUGUUGGGAGGUUAUGUCAUAUGGAGAGAGGCCAUAUUGGAACUGGUCUAAUCAGGAUGUGAUAAAAUCCAUUGAAAAAGGUUAUCGACUACCAGCGCCAAUGGAUUGUCCCGAAGCAAUUUAUCAAUUAAUGUUGGAUUGUUGGCAAAAGGAGCGUACACAUCGGCCGACAUUUGCCAAUUUAACACAAACAUUGGACAAACUUAUACGCAGUCCUGAUACAUUGAGAAAAAUCGCCCAAAACAGGGGUACAAAUCCACUGGCGCCGGACGCAGUGGACUUGACGCAAUUGACAUCCGUCAAUGAAUGGUUGUCAUCAAUAAAAAUGUCACGCUACGCUGAAAGUUUUGAAAGGGCGGGAGUGACGACACUCGAGGCAGCGGCCAGAGUCACCGUUCAAGAAUUAACGGCAUUGGGCAUCACUCUCGUUGGUCAUCAGAAGAAAAUAAUGAAUAGCGUCACUGCAUUGCGCGCUCAAAUGUCCGCCACAUCGCAAGGAUUUCUCGUUUAGUUGUUUCUUUCGAUUUUUUUUCCCUUCUUCAAAAAAUUCAAAUUCAAAAAAAAACAUUUUUUAUUCAAAUUUUCGGGGAAAAAAAAAAUUUUUUUCAUUCAAAUUUUCCGAAAAAAAAAAUUUUUUUUUUAAAUUCAAAUUUUUAAAGGAAAAGAAUUUUUUUUUGAAUUAUUUUCAAAAAAAAAAAAAUUUUUUUUUUUGAAUUCUAAUUUUCAAAAAAAGUUUUUUUAAAAAUUAAAACAAAAAAAAAAUUCUUUUUGUCUUUAAAUUCGAAAAAAAUCGAAAGAAAUGAUUUUUGAAAAAAGGGGAGAAAAUUGAAAUAAAAAAAAAUACUUAGCAAGACAAAUGACAUUUUGUACAAAAAAAAAAUCUUAAUACGCAAUUCUAUAUAAGAUGAUCUAUAUAAAGAGUGCAUUUUGCCGCUCGAUUAGAAAAUACUAUAAAAAAAAAAAAUUAAGAAAAAUCUUCCACGGGGUGGAAGUAUUGAAGAAACAAUGAAAGUCUCUUAGAACAAGGCCUAAGGGAGAUUAAAAAAAAAAAAAAACGAGAAAGAACAAAAAAAAACUCUGCAUCGAAUGCAAAAUUUUAAUCGUUUCAAAUUCUGCUCUCCCCUAAAGUGAGUUUAAUUUUUUUUUUCCCAAAAAAAGAAAAUUAAUUUUCCUUUCUUUUAGAAAUGAAACAAAAUUUUUUUUUAAAUUUUACACAAAUACAAAAAUUCUUUUUAAUUGCAAAAAAAAAAUUUUUUUUUUUUUGAAAAAUAAAUUAAUUUCAGCGCUCAAAUUUGAGUGUUUAAUAUACGUAAAAUUACAUUUUGAGCGCUAAUUUUUAGUUGCUACUUAAAUAGUAGUUAAAUAGUACUUAACUAGUAUUUAAAAAAAUUUUCCGCAUUCAAUUUGAGCGCUGAAAUUCUUUUUUGAGCUCUCAAAUUCGAGCACUUAAAUUUUUACCAAAAAAUUACAUUUUGAGAGUUGCAAUUUUUUUUGCACAUUCAAUUUGAGUGUUAUAAAAAAAUUUUAGCUCACAAUUUGAGCGUCUGUGCUCAAAAAUUUUUUCCCAGCGCUCAAAAAUCGAGCGUUUAAUUUAUUUUUGACGCUGAACUUUGAGCGAUUAUAAGUUACAAAAAAUUUUCAUUUUGAGCGCUAGUGCUCAAAUUUUUCCCAACGCUCAAAAAUCGAGAGUUUUUCUUUUUUUUCACGCUGAACUUUGAGCGAUUAUAAGUUACAAAAAAUGUUUACAUUUUGAGCGCUAGUGCUCAAAAUUUUUCCCAGCGCUCAAAAAUCGAGCGUUUAAUUUUUCUUUAACGCUAAACUUUGAGCUCCGAUAAAUUUUUCAAAUAUUACAAUUUUGAGCGAUUGUAAAUUUUUCUAAACGCUCAACUAAAUUUUUUUUUAUUUUCCAAUUUUUGUGCGCAUUUUUCUUUAAUAUUUGACAAAAAAAAAAUUUCUUAAUCCACGUCAAAAAAAAAACAUUUUUUUUUAUUUCACAAAAAAAAAAAAAAAAAAAACUCAUUUUGGAGGGAACUAAAUUUUUUGGGCAGAAACUUGAAAACGAUGCGAUCCUUCCCAGUAAAUAGAGUGUAUUUAGUCGUAGAAAAUUUCUAUUAAUUGUUAUUACUCGUCGAUUAAAAGAAAGAAAGAAAAAUUAAAUAAAUAUACAAAAAAACACGAUUACGCGCGAAACAACUCGUAGGAUCUCGUAAUUUAUAUAUAUAUAUAUUAUAAAAAAAACCGAAAAAAAAUAAUGAAUUAUCAAAGGACGCGACACCUUGAUAAUUUUUUUCUUUUUUCCAAGGAAAAAAAUUUUUUUUUUUUGCCUGCGUUUUAUUAAAAAAAAAAGCGCCAAACAAAAACACGAAAAGAAAAAAAUGAUACUUAAAAGAUUUUGAUAUCUUUUUUUUUUUGUGAGUCGCGUCACUUUUUCCUCCUCAAAUUUUUUUUUCCUCCUCUUUUGCCCGCAAAAAAAAAGAUUCUUUGUAAAAGAAAAAAAAUUUAUUUUUAUUCUUCUUUUUAAAAAAAAGAGGAUUUUAGUCAUGAAAAUUAGUCUUCGUUUUUAAGGUAUUAGUAAAAAAUAGAAGAGAGUUUAUUUAUCGAAAAAAAUUAUUAUUAUUAUUAUUAUUAUUAUUAUUAUUAUUAUUAUUAUUAUUAUUGUAUUAUAUAGUAGAAGAAAAUUUUUCGUUUUCGAAAAAAGAAUUCUUUUAUAAGAAUUUUUUUUUUACUGGGCUUAGAGGAGAAAAAAAAAGUCUAAUGUAAAAAAAAUAUACAUGAAUUUUUAUCACUGCCGAGAACUUGACUUUAUUAAUUAAUAUGUAUAGAGAAAAAAAGGAAACAAAAAAAAAAAAAAAAGAAUUUUAUUAUACAAGACUUUAAUGCAACGAUGGAAAUGCGACCCCGGUUUUUUCGUUUUUUUUUUCAAAUUUUUUUUUAUUUUUAUACGCAAAGGGCCUAAGCAAAUUUUUUUUUUUUUUUGCAAAACAUCGAAUUCUGACUCGCGUGUUUUUUCAAAAGAAUUCAAAAGAGAGAGAAAGAGAAAAUAGAAAAAAAAAUAAUUUUUUUACGAAGAGAAUUUUUUUUGAAAUUUUCCAAAAUAGGGGACAAAAAGCAAAAAAAAGAGGUAAAAUUAGAAUAAAAAAAAAUUCCCAAAAAUUUUAGUUUUUGUAUUUAUAUUUUUAUCAAAAAAAAAAAAACUUGAAAUUUAACUUCUUAUAAAUUUUGAAAUACAUAUUUUGACGUUUAUAAAUUAGAAAAAAAUUUACAUUUUUGAGCCGCAUAAUUUUGGAAAAUUCUCUUCCAUUUAUGUGAUAAUAAUACUCUUAAAAAAAAAAAAUAUAUAUAUAUAUAUAUAUUAAAUUUCGUUAACAAAAAAAAAAUGCUUUUUGCAGUAAAUAACUAACGCUCAGUGCUUAACUAAAAAACAAAAAAAUAAAUAAUAAAUUUUUUUUUCUUAUGAAACAAAAUAAAUGAACAAAAAUAAAGUGCAAAAAAAAAAAAAUUUUUGCGUUUAUAGUAUUUCGAAAGCAAAAAAAAUGUGCCAAGAGAUACAAUUAAUUUCUUUUUUUUCGAAUGUAAGUGAGUCUAAAAUCUGCGAGAUACUCAAAAUGCUUAAAAAAAAUAUAUAAAUAUAGGAGAAAAAAAAGGAAAAAUAGAAAUAUGAAAUAAUCACAAAAGUGGAAAAUUUGUUUAUAAAAAGUGAUAGAAGUGCAAUUUUUUUUUUUUUUUUUUAAGUAAAUAAAAAGCGGGUAAAUGAAAGUUUACGAAACGAUCAAAGAAACUAAAAAGUCAAAGACGUAAAAAAACAAAAAAAAAAUAAUAAUAAUAAUAAUUAAAAAAAAGACAGUAAACAGAAACAGAAAUUCUAAAUUUUUUGCAAAAUAUUUUCUUUUUUCUCGUAAUUGAAAAUUUGUGUUCCUUUUUGAAAAAUUAAAUUAAUUAUUAAAAAUUAAAUUAUUAAUUAAUUAUUAAUUAAUAAUUUUUAAAAUAAUUUAAUUAAAAAUAAUUAAAAAAAUAUAAAUUUGGGGAAAAAUAUAUAAAAAAGAAAAUAUAAAAUAAUAAUAAUAACAAUAAUUAUAAUUAAAAAUAAAAUCGAAACAAAAUCCCUACAAUAAAAUUUAUGCUUUGUUCUCAUUAUAAUAUAUAAAGAGUGUGUUGAAUUUCAAUUUGCAUUCUUUAUGCAUAAUAAUAUUUUAAAUCACGUUGAUGCGUUCUGCGACAUUUUAUAUUAAUUAUAUAAAUAUAUUAAAAAAAAAAAGAUGAGAUUUUGUUGACAACAUAUCAAAUUAUCUCGAGAUAGUAAAAAAAAAAAAACUAUGGAUGGAGAAAAAAACAAAAAAAAAAAGUACGCGAAUGGGAAUUCAUGAAAAAAAAAUUUCGAAUUAUUUAUUAUUAUUAAAAUAUUGUUAAAUACCAAAUAAAAAGAAAUACAAUUAUCAAUAAUAAAUUAUGAAAAUAAUUUUUAAAAAUAAUUAAUUAAUAAAUUAAUUAAAAUAAAUUUUCUAAUUCUUUAAAAAUAUAAAAAUUCAUUUUUUUAUAAAAAAGAAAAAAAAAUUUUUCGCAAAAUUUUACGAUUUUUUUUCGAAAAAAAAAAAAAAUAUUGCCUCAUUUUUCGCUGUCGUUUUCUUCAAUUUUGACGACACUUUUUUUUUUUAUUUUUGCUUCUUUAUUUUAUUUUCCAAUUAAAAAAAAAAAAAAAUCAAUACGUAUCUAAAUUAUACUCAAAAUACAAAAAAAAUCUACAUAUUUUGAAUUUAAAAAAAAAAAUACCCGCAAAGAGAGCAAAUACAAAUUUUUUAUAUAAAGAAUGUUAAAAAAGAAAAUUUCAGAAAAUUAAUUAAUUAUCAAUAGCGCUAUCUCUUUCUAAGUGUUUGUGCUAUAAGAUUUACGAAACUAAAAAAAAAAACGAAUAAUCCAAAAGACUGCGUUGUAAGCAUUUUUUUUUAAACUUAAAUUUGUGCAAAAAAAUUCAAUCCAAUUUAUGAUUGAAAUUUGAAAAAAAUCUAUUAUUAUUAUUAUAUUAUUAAUUAAAUAAUAAUAAUAAUAAUAAUAAUAAUAAUAAUAAUUUAAUUGAUUAAUUUAGCAAUAAUAUUUAAUUAAUUAAAUUCAUAAUAAAUAAAUUUAAUUAAUUAAAUUACUAAUAAACUGAUUAAAUUAAUUAAAUUAAUAAUAUGCAAUAUUUUAUAAAAUAAUUAAUUAAUUGCAAUUGUAACAAUUUCUAGAAAUUCUAUUUCGAUUGAUUCCUUCAAAAAAGUAAAAAAAAAAUGAAUCAAAAAAAUUUUUUCUCUAAAGAAAAAAAAAAAAAAAAAAUGCAAAACAUUUCUUGUAGAAAAUUAUUAUUAUUAUUAAUUAUAAAACGUGAAAAAUAAAAUGAGAACUGAUUUUUUUUUCCUAAGGGAAGGAGAAAAUCGAUAGAUGCCUCACACAAACAAUUUCUACUUAAUUCCAUAUAUAAUUAUCGCCUUUGUACUACUAUUUAUUAAACAAAAAUUAUAUAAAUAUGUAUUUAUUAUUUAGGGAUCUGACUAAAUUAAAAAAAAUGUUCUUUUAUUAUUAUUAUUAUUAUAAAAAAUAGGAUUAUCGAUGAGAGAGAAAAAGAGGCAAAAAAAGUCCUUUUUCUUUUUUUUUUUUGGAGUUUUUCAAAAAAAAAAACUCCACUCUGUAUAAAUAAAAAAUAAAUAAAUAAAUAAAAGCGAACAUGAUCGUCGAGUCGAUAAAAAAUAAUAUUAAAAUAGUUUAAGCGUUUAUUAAAACCACGUACGCGCGCAUUUAUUAUUUUUUUUUUUAACUACUUUUUUAUUUUAUUUUAUUUUUUAGAGCGAAACUCUUUUGCCAAAGUACCUGCUUCGGAAUGAUGAAAAAAAAAACCAAAUUAUAAUUUUUUUUCGAAAAAAAAAACAGGUACCGUCCGGUGUACAUCGCUUCAUAAAAAAUACGUUUUUUUUCAAAUUAAAACGUAUUUUUUCUAAUUUUUUUUUUUUAGUAUAAUUAUACAUAUAUAUAUAUAUACAAAUACUUCGCCAGAAUGAUUUUUCCAAUUAUUAUGGUCGUGUCUUGAAUAAUAAUAAUAA